AUGACCCCAAAAUUAAAGUCUUUCAGAAUUUUUGGGGUCUUCGUGUCCAAGCAAGCGCGUCACCCCCGGCUCGAUAAACAGAGGACCCGAGACCCAGACCAAGAGGGAGCCGUGACACCGCUGACAGGGACCACUACUUUGACCUCCUACAGGGCGGCCGGCGGGGUCACGAGGCGGGGGCGGCGGCAGGGGCCCGGCUGUGAUGUGCAAUAUGAAGUGGAGCAGCUACUCACUCCCCUUACUGCUAGACACAUAUCUCUCAGCUUAAGGCCUUCACCUCACCCUACAACAUUAAAAAGUCCCCCUCACAGCAUUUACAGUCACCCACACAGCCAUGAGGAGCUGGAAAGUGCUGCAGGACCCGAGGGCAACGUGGCCAUGCACUCCCACAACGAACCACACCACGCAGGUGAGGACGUGGAGGCAGAGCAGCUCAAGGCCAAGGUGCGGGUGCUGUGCUGGGUGAUGACCAACCCCAAGAACCAUGAGAAGAAGGCUCGGCACAUCAAGGCCACCUGGGCACGGCGCUGCAACAAGCUUGUCUUCAUCAGCAGCGAGGAAGACAAGGAGCUGGGAACUGUGGCUGUCAACGUGGGCGAAGGGAGAAACCACUUGUGGGAAAAGACCAAGGCCGCCUUCUCCUACGUGUACAACAACCACUACAAUGACGCCGACUGGUUCCUCAAGGCAGACGAUGACACGUACGUCAUCGUGGAGAACCUUCGCUACAUGCUGAGCCCCUACGACGCCAGCCACCCACUCUGGUUUGGCUGCCGCUUCAAGAAGUAUGUGAAGCAGGGCUACAUGAGUGGAGGUGCUGGCUAUGUGUUGAGUCGGGAAGCCCUGCGCAGGUUCGUGGAGGAGGGGAUUCCGAACCCCAAGAAGUGCCGGCAGGACCAUGCAGGCUCCGAGGAUGUGGAGAUUGGUAAAUGCAUGCAGAACAUUGGAGUGCAGGCCGGGGACUCGCGCGACAAUAUGGGUCGAGGGCGGUUCUUCCCCUUCAUCCCAGAACACCACUUGGUCCCUGGGCACAUUGGAUCCAAGAACUGGUACUGGGAGUGGAUAUACUACCCAUCCAAAGUUGGUCUUGAGUGUUGUUCAGAUACGGCCAUUUCCUUCCACUACGUCCUGCCCAACAAGAUGUAUGAGCUGGAGUAUCUCUUGUACCACUUGCGUCCAUACGGCAUCAACCACCGGGACCCCUUCCCUCCCCCACUCCCCCCAGACACCAAGAGCAUUCCACAGGAGGUAAUAGAAAGGUAUGCAAAAGCCAUCACUCCAACCAGCCCAGAAGAAGCAAAACAGAAGACGCAUGUCGAGGCGGAAACUGCAACUGAGGCACCAACAGACAACAAAAGACAUCCAGCAAAACCAUCAACCAUCAUAGCAAACCUCAAGUCAAAACCUUCAACAAUAAUAGCAAAUCUGAAGUCAAAACCAGUGUAGCAAUUGUGCAUUCUCCUCAUAGAUCAUUAUUUUUCCAUAAUUUCGAGGUUCAUCAUAGUUAUCAAAUAUUUUAGUACAAGGCAUUGUGUGUUUCCUGCUACAAGUGUGGAGUGGUCAUUUUGUGCUCACGGCUGAAUGUCUGAAAUUAGAAAUAUGGUGCUAAGUAUAUCUGUGUCUGUGUGGGUGUGGGUGUGGGUGCGUGUGGGUGUGUGUUACAUUGUGUUGCUCUUAAUCUAGAAUAUCCAGAUAGUAUUCAAUAAGUAUAUAAUUUUUCACUUUGUGCCAUAUUUGAUUGUUACUUUGCAGGUGACGCACUGCUUGUCAGGUAGCUUUUGGGUUACUGGCCUGAGAAUUGGCCUCAUCUUUUUAGUUGUAAUUUAUGGUCUUGAUGCUGAUACCAAAAUCAGCCUGAAGAUAUGUACUUGGAGGCCUGUUUUCUCCAAGCUGCAGGUCAGUGAUGAUCUGACUACCUAUACCGAAGCUUGGCAUUACUCGCACUGUGCCAUAGGAAAGAGGGGUUCUGUGCCAUGUUGCCUCAUCUCAGCGUCUUGGUCACAUGUCAUGCAAACCUCACCAGAAUUAUGCAGACUGCUCACAAUUAAUGCAUCCUACGUUUUACAUUUAUUAGGUGCACGUUCUAGUCACAAAAAAAGGUGAUAGAAUGCGGUGAUAGAUACUUGUGUGUGCUAACAGUGCUUUGUUUUCAGUAUUUUUAGUUCAUUAUUGAUAUUGACUUCUUCACUUUGCUUAUGUACAAAAAGUCUCUCAAACUUGAUGAUAUACAAACGUCACAACCUUAGAAACAUUCCAAUAUCAAGAACAUAUGUAGGUCUGUAUCUCCAUUACCCUUACAUGCUGUUUCUCUGCCUGGUAUUAAAGUUGGGGCAAUAUACCAAGCUGCACAUUUUGUUGUUGCUCAUCUUCAUCUCUAUGGCACUUGAGCCUGUGUUGGUAAGAACCCAUUUUCUGUAACAAGGCAGUCUUAGCAAGAGUGUCCAGAUCUUCCUGUUCGUUCAUUGCCUUUCUGGAGCAUCAGCACCUAUAGAGUUUUCAGAUCUUUCCCUGCGGCAUUAUUAGCACCUCGCCCCUCAUUCCACCUUCCAUGCUUUCUUUAACUCUAUCAGUCCCUUUGAUGUUGACGGGAAACGUAAAAACAUUCUUAUUAUCUGUUCCACCACAGACUCUCAGACAUGUCAUCACAUUCACACUCAGCUUCAUCAUGCAGAUACACAUUCCAGCUCUGUUUCAUCCCAGUGUCUCAUGAUGUUUUUCAGGGCUUUGUCUCCACAUCAGAUUUAACUUUUGUAAAUGCUUUCCCUCAUCGAGUCCUGGCCAAAAAUAGCCAUGAUGCCUUAUUGAUGAGCUAAUGGCUAUAAUUCUAUUGUAAAUUCGCAGUUUAGAGUUAUAAGAGCUUAGCAAGAUUGAACUGAAGAGUGUUUCUGCUCAGGAUCUGUCAUUAAAUUUAUUUGAAAUUGUUUAAUGAUAUAAUUUUGUUCGUACUGUGGGCAGAUUGAGGCAAAGAGUAUUCCAUUGCAUAUUCUGCCAUUAAACAAUAGAACAGGAAACUUAGACUUGUGUCAGUCAAUAUUCAACCUGUACUCAACAUAUGUGACCAGAAUAACAAUGGUACACACCCCCUGAGGUGGUCUGUUGUGUAUCAGAAGGAUGUCAAAACAAUACUAUUGGAUAGACUUCACUGCCAUUAGUAGAGAUGCUGGAGUUACAGGCCAGCACCACCUUUCAAUUACAUAUCCCGUGCUGUAGGUCUCUUGUGUGUUGAUUCUUUCCUUGGGGGGGUUGGGAGAACAUGCUAAGCUGUGUGUUUCAUCAGUGGUCAUCAAAGUCACUUUAGCACAUGAACCUGUGGUGGCUAAGAUACUCAUUACCAUGGGACACAGGGUGAGUGUAACAUCUGUGUUACCACACUUUACCUUCCCCAGGUUUCCCCAGGGACCCAUUUACUAAUUUACUGAUGAACACCUGAGUAGACUGUGUGCUGACUGGCCUGGCCAGGAUCAAGCCCAACCUGAGGAUUUGUAGCAGGUGUGUUAACCACUACACCACAGAGGACUCAUUGCCCUGGUAUUGCCACAUUCAUGUCACUGGGAGAACAGGACUACAUUCACCAAAGAAGCUGAGUAAUGAUAUGUUGAAGUAUAAAAGUAACAGUCUUUUGAGACAUUCCUGAGUGGUAGAUUUUAAGUUUUAAUAUCCAAGUUUGAGAGAUUUUGCUGAGCGGCAGUCUUUGUGUGUCAUGAUGUGUCAGUCAUCGUCAGAGCUGUCAGAGCCACCAAAGACGAGCGCUGCUGACAUUCUUAGAGGACUUUAUUAUUGUGUUCAUGCUUUUUUAUUUAAUUAUAUAUCAUUA
Messenger RNA from Eriocheir sinensis (Chinese mitten crab), 3814 nucleotides. RefSeq names its product glycoprotein-N-acetylgalactosamine 3-beta-galactosyltransferase 1-like. The transcript is spliced from 11 exons. Gene Ontology annotation, molecular function: N-acetylgalactosaminide beta-1,3-galactosyltransferase activity. Gene Ontology annotation, cellular component: membrane. The record is from RefSeq and is a predicted model, not a curated record. Lineage: Eukaryota; Metazoa; Arthropoda; Malacostraca; Decapoda; Varunidae. Bases 1 to 1446 code for a protein of 481 amino acids.